AUGUGGCGGAAUUGGCUUGGAAAAAGCUCGGAGGCGUCUUCUGGAUUGUACAAGAAAGUGAAGGGAUGGGUGCGCCGCAAAGAUACAGACGACCCAGAAGCUGAGCCUGUUGCCGAGGAAGCGGCGCAAGAAGAACCACAAGCUACAGCACCCGCGGCAGCGCCAGCUACACCACCACCGCCUGCAGCGCCUAGUCCGGCCAGCUCCAAGUCGACGGCCACCAAUUCGUCUAGAGCCAAUUUACAGCAGCAGCAGCAAAGCCUCGCCGUCCGCUCGCCAGCCUCAUCGACGAAAAAUCAGCCGAGUGCUGAAGAUAUUUCUGUCGGAAGCGUGAAAAACAGUGAAGUGUCACGGGCAGCCCGCAAACUCGUCCGCUUGAAGCCCAUCAAGGUGUCGGAGAAGAAGCUGGCAAAAUGGGGCAAAAUUGUGGAAGAGCGACUGAAGCGGCGGAAAGCCGCUGCUGAAGAUCCGGCCACGAAACCGCUCUACACUAUCGACACUCCAUUUCCGGCUGCCGAUAGAUCUAAAGUCGAGGAGGCUCUGGCCAAAAAAACGAUCCCCAAGCCCACGCCGACGCCAUCGUCGAGCAGAAAAUCAGAGAAGCCGACCGACGAUUCUCUGCCCCUGAACGCGGCCGUGAUGCUCGAUGUUCUGCGCGGCGAGGUCAAAUUGAAGACGAUGCCCGACGAUCAAGUGAAACUCGACCCGAUGGCUGAAGUGAAAGAUCUUCGACGGAAGCAGCCCUUCUUCGAAUAUGAGGUCGUCUACGGAAAUACGGUCCGGUCGAUGAUCAACGCUUCGGAAUCCGUGAAUACGCGAUCGACAGACCGCAGCGAGUACAGCCAGCUCGCUUCCAGCGGGAGCCCGAGGAUCGUUCGAGAGCGGACACCCUUGAAGAUAACGGAACCGAGCCAUUUGACCAGUUACACGCCACAGUUGAAGCUGCUGAAACGCGAGAAAUACCGCCGUACGUCAGCCCAUGCCGAGACGAGCCAUCGUCGAAGCUCCAAAAAA
Mesorhabditis spiculigera is the source of this 1014-nucleotide messenger RNA. Lineage: Eukaryota; Metazoa; Nematoda; Chromadorea; Rhabditida; Rhabditidae. The record is from the annotation of a GenBank genome assembly.